Messenger RNA from Rotaria sordida, 351 nucleotides. The record is from the annotation of a GenBank genome assembly. NCBI's taxonomy places the organism in Eukaryota, Metazoa, Rotifera, Eurotatoria, Philodinida, Philodinidae.
AUGAAAACGCCAAUUGUUCAAAAGCAUACUCAAGUCGCACGUGAGGUAGGAAUGGAAUUAUCAACUGCUGUUCGAGAACGAUGGGGCGAGGAAUUUAUGAAGUAUCAUUUUGAAAGUUUGAAAACCAAUAUUUUGGUUCGAUUAGCCGAAAAUCCAAUCAAAAUAGUACGUGCAGUUCAACAUGCAGUAACAAGCAAGUCACCAUGUAUCCGUUAUCGACCUGGUUGGCAAUCAAAAUUCGUUUACUUUCGUUUAUCAAUAGUACCUGCCUGUUUAACCGAUUUUUAUUAUGCAAAAACACGCUCCUUACCUGUUCUACCGGCAGGCGUUACUAAGCAACUCAAGCCAUAA